Messenger RNA from Sordaria macrospora k-hell, 840 nucleotides. RefSeq lists its product as uncharacterized. Lineage: Eukaryota; Fungi; Ascomycota; Sordariomycetes; Sordariales; Sordariaceae. Gene Ontology annotation, molecular function: phosphatidylcholine lysophospholipase A1 activity. The record is from RefSeq and is a predicted model, not a curated record.
AUGAUUAUCCCAUCAUUGAAGACCCUUUUGAUGGCCUUGGCCACCCCCUUGGCUAACCAGGGCAUAACAACCGACAACGUUGGCAAUGGCGGCAAGACGGUUGCUGCCCUCAGCAACGGGGUUGCCCUUCGCAUCAUGCCCCUUGGUGCCUCCAUCACAUACGGCCAGGCAUCUACCGACGGCAACGGCUACCGUAGUUCUCUGCGUGAUGCCAUCGCCAAGCUCGGUAACCAAGUGAACAUGGUUGGUUCGCGUCAGCACGGAAGCAUGAAGGACAACGAAGUUGAGGGCUGGCCGGGUUACAAGAUCCACGAGGUCCACGCAAAAGCCCGCACCGCGGUACCCGCCUACAAGCCCAACGUGGUCCUCAUCAACGCCGGCACCAACGACGCAACAGGGAACGUCAACCUUUCCACGGCAGGCGAUAAGAUGGGCGCCAUGAUUGACGAAGUCUUCGCCGCCAGCCCGCGCGCCGUGGUUAUCCUUAGCACGCUCAUAAUCAACACAGUACCCGCUACCGAGGCGCGCGUUGCGAUCAUCAACGACCAGUUCAGGGGGUUGGCGAAGCGGAUGAGGGACGCCGGCAAGCGAGUGAUUCUAGUGGACAUGCACGACGCCUCCAAGGGGCCGAUCCCAUCCGACAUGUUCGAUACCACCCACCCUACCGACGUCGGGUAUCGCAAGAUGGCCAACAUCUGGUACCAGGGUAUCGUGGAGGCUAGCAGCCUCAAAUGGAUUCAGGCGCCCGAACCCGUUGGCAGCGUGCCGGAUAGCGGAGUGGCUAUGGCGACGGAGGUGAAGAAGAAGGUUGGGAAGCGCGUGGAGGUGUUUGAGGCGUGA